Messenger RNA from Agelaius phoeniceus (red-winged blackbird), 1852 nucleotides. The record is from RefSeq and is a predicted model, not a curated record. NCBI's taxonomy places the organism in Eukaryota, Metazoa, Chordata, Aves, Passeriformes, Icteridae.
GCAAACAUGCUGCUGCUCGUAGUGUUUGUGGCCACAGCCUCUUGGUCUUAUGGAUUUGCACAGGAAAUUCCCAUGCAGAGUCCUAUAUCCAUCACCAAGUUUGAAAAAAGUGCACGGAUGACAUGUGAAAUUCAAACAUUAGAGGCAAAUUUUGAUGACAUCGUCAUACACUGGUAUAAGCAGAAGGAGGGUGAAGCUCCAGAGAGGCUUCUGUUUGUUUCAGGAGGCAAAGUUGCCAUUGAAAGUGGCUUUCAAGCAAACAGAUACAUGACUGAGAUAAGUUCUGUCCAGAAGCGAUGUGUUCUUACAAUAAAGGAUGUAAUUCCAGAUGAUGCUGCUACUUACUACUGUGCCUACUGGGAUCCUCACUUGGUGGUGUUCGGCUCAGGUACAAAACUCAUUGUCUCAGAAAAAAGAAGUUCUCCCCCAAAAAGCUCUGAAAUCCUGCAGAGAAAACAUGAAAAUCAGAUCAUGUAUGUUUGCUUUAUUGAGAAAUUCUAUCCAGAAGUUAUUAGGGUGACAUGGACAGAAGAUGAAAAGGAGGUAACAGGCAACGUAGUAAAAGGUGACACUUGGCAGUCCACAAAGGAGGAUGAAUACUCAAUUGCCAGUUGGUUAACUGUGCCAGCAGAGAGUGAAGACAAGAAAUACUACUGCAAAUAUGAGCAUGAGGAGAAGAGUACUUCACUGCCAACACAAGAUUCUGUGAAGACUGCUUCUCAGGAAGAGGACUGUGGAACAGUUUUUAAUAGAGAUCAGUUAAUGCACAGGACAGCAUAUUUAGUCUACGUCAUCCUUCUUCUGAAGAGCUCCAUGUACAAUAUUAUCAUACUCUUCUUCAUCUACAGAAUGUGGGCUUUAACCAAGCACCGAGGAAAGAAAGCAUAAAUGCUGUUUUAAGAAAGGCUACAAACUGAUCUUCAACUUACUUUGCAGUACGUUUAUCCAUAUAGAAUCCCCUGCUCUCAGUGUUAGAUGUAACGGCAAAAAAAAUAUUCCAAAAUAAUUUUCUGUUAUUAGUGCAUAAGGGCUCAUUUUGCUUUACUGCUAGUGUUUCUAUAUCAGUCUUGUUUUCUUAUUUUUUUCUGAAUAUUGAAUAAAGAUAGGCAAUAGGAAUAAUGCAUUUUAAUCCAAGUCCAUAUUGCAAAAUGAAGACAAUAGCCAUGUCAGAAGUAGCUACACAUCCAGAAGCUUGGGGAUAUAACAGCGCUUUUGACAUACAAAGCACAGAUGUGUUUUGUCACUGCAUUUAAGGCUUAAUUAGGAGCAUUCCUGUGCAGUAAAUUCACAGGUUUGGUUAAUUUUUACUUUCAGUGACUUGUUGCAACUCUCAUGUAUCCAACAGAUGAGGAAUUAAUUAUUCUGAAGUGGUAUGCUGUAAUAGACAAUUAAACAAAACUUUAAAAAGUGAACAAAAGAAUUCUGAAUGAAGAAGUCAGAUGAGAAUAAAAGCAAUUCUAAGGUGCACAUGCGCAGAAAUUGAAGAAAUCCACCAGCGACACGGUCUGAAAAUCUGCACAUUGUAAUUUAAAAAAAAGAAAAUUAUCACAAUGAUCAUGAGCAUCACCUUGUUUAAAGACACCUUUUAAAACUGAAACAAAACUACAAAUACGAAUCUCUAACUUUCACAAAGGAAGAAAAAUUCUAAGAGACUUUGAACUCUUAAUCUCCCAGUUCCACACAUCAAUUCCUUUCAAAUUUAUGUGGAAAAAUAGGAAGUAGACAUAUUGGGAUAAGUCACUUGCUUGGUUUUGGGCAAAACACUGCCCUAGGUUUUGGAAAUAUGCCUCUGCAGCAUUUACAUUCACUGUGUCUGUAAUGAUGAUGGCAAUAAAAGCUUUCCUCCAGCUGU